Molecule: messenger RNA, 5073 nt
Organism: Paramecium octaurelia
Lineage: Eukaryota; Ciliophora; Oligohymenophorea; Peniculida; Parameciidae
Source: the annotation of a GenBank genome assembly
AUGUAUUUCUUAAUCAUAAUUUUUGGAUUUCACAUUUUUCGAUUAAACUCAGAGGCAAUAAAUUGCUAGGUUCGAAAAGCCUAGCCAAUAAUAUCCUGCCAAGAAUACUUUUCAGGUUGCUUUAUAUUGGAAGGAAAUGAGGAGGAUUACUACAAAUUGAAAAGUGUUGAUAAAGAAAUUAUAUAAAAGUCAUUUAUUAUUCCUUACAAAGACAUGCCAAUCUAAAUCAAAGUAUUCAAAUUUUUGGACUAUGUUAAAAUAUAAGAAAAACUUAUAUGUUCAUUAUUUCUGAAUUCUUUGAAAUAUUAUAUAACAUGUAUCAGCUUUGAUACAUUAGAUUUCGAGAAAAAUUAUGGGAAUAUAUAAGAGAAGCUUAAAAUAGAGACAAGUAUUUCUUAAGAAGAAAUCUGUGAUGAAAUUCAUUAAUUGAAUGAGAGCUUUUAUUUAAUUUGUUUGAGCAAAUUUCAAUUAAAAUUAUAUUCCGUAAGUUUAAAAGGUGAUACAAUACUUAUUAAUGACCUUGAUGUGUCUAUUUAAAUCUUAGAUUAGUGCAAGAUGAAAUAAUAAAAGAUAUUAAAAAAAAAUUAUUUUAUAAUUGCUUUUUUCUAAUGCUCAUAAUGGAUUAUUGUUGAGAUUAAUGGUAAGGAGAUGAAAAUUAUUUUACAAUCUAAAAUGGAUGAAAUUAUUCCCUCCCUUUUAGCAUUUUCUAAAGUUGAUGAAGUAUGUAUUUGCGAUUCAAAAAUCAAGUUUCUAAUUAUUAUAGAAGGAAAUAAUUACCUUCAAGUUAGAUGGAGCAAAAAUGGAGUUCUUUCUUAAUUAUUUCAGAGCGAAAAAAGAAUCUUAAAAAUGAUAAUGAAUAAUAAUUGCAAUAGUAUUAUGCUAGUCACACAUGUAAAAGAAAAUAAUUCUUAACUAAUUUAAUAUUUCGAUAAUGAAAUUGUAUUAAAUUACUCUUUUCAAGGAGAACAAUUAUAUUUUUCUUCCUAAAUUUUCUUUAUAUAAAAUUAAACAGAAUUCAUAAUUAGUAUUGAUCAACAUAUAACUCAAAAACACUAAAUUCUUAAUUCAUCAUUGGUUUUGCUAAAAGAAGAUAAUUUAUUUUAUUAGAUAGACAAACUUAAUAAUUUGUUAUAAUUCUAUAGAUAUUUUCCAUUUAGUAGUAUUAUUGAACCCAAAUAAGGAUUUCUAUAUAUUAUUUAGAACUUCAUAAACACACGUAAAAUAUCAUUAAAAAGAUGUCUAAAAAUCUAAUAUGAAAAUAAUUUGGAGGAGAAAAAUACAGUAAAAUAAUAUACAUUAAUUCUCAAAAAUUGCUAAGAGAAACAGAAAAUUAAGUUUAGUAUUGAAGGCUUUUAAUCAUAUUUCUAACAAAACUUUUCUUUUUUUGAUAAUCAGAAUAAUUUAAUUAACCUUAGUAUAAGGAAUGAAGAAAAAGUAGAAAACCUGUGCUAUGAACAAUUAAAAAGAUAUAAGUUUAAAAGCAAGAUUUAGUUAAUAUCUAUAAAAUCUUUGCACUUUAUAGUUUUUCAAGUUGAGAAUACAAUAUAUUUCCAAAAUUGCUAAACUAAAAAGAUAUAUUUGAGCUUAAAUAAGAAUCAAUAUGAAGUAUUUGAAAGUACGGAACACUAUUAUUUAAUUGAUAAAAUUAAUAAAUAAAUAAAAGUGAUUUAUUCUUUUUAAUAGAAAAUGAAUUCCAUUAAUAUAAACGAGAAUUUUGAAAUACUUAAGGUUUAAAAAGUAGACUAAUAACUAAUGAUUUAUUUAAAAAAUGAAAAAUAUCCUUUUUUGCUCUCAAAAUCGCAUUUUUUAUUAAAUAAUAAGAAGUAUCUUUCAGCAAAUCUUUAUUAGCCAGAAGAAAUUCUUUAUUAUCUAGAGUUUGGGAAUUAUAAAAUAAUUUAAUAUCCAAAUUUGCUUGCAUUUGAAUACAAUGAUGAGGUAACGUGCUUUCAUAUUUCUGAUUUAAUAUUCAUUUCUUGCAGGAAUUUGCUAAAAUAUGCAUUUACAAUUUGGGCGGUACAAAGCCAUACUAAUUCAAUACUUCUUUAUAAUUUUGAUUUAUAUUCUUUACAUUAAAUCUAUAAUUAUACUUUUAAAGAACACUAAAUUUACAAUCCACUAGAGUACUUAUAUAUGUCUUCACAUUUAGCCAUUUUAAUUAAACAAAAUUAAUCUUUAUUUAUAGCAAUAAUUGGAUUUAAAGAUCUAAAAAUCGAGUUGAUUGAUAUUAAAAGCACUGAAGGAAUCUAUUUCGAAAUUAUGGAUAAUACAUUAGUAUAUUUUAACAAUGGCUAUUUAAUGCAAUAUAAUUUGCUCGAUAUAACUGCAAUUAUAGAAACUAAUAUAUCGUCCUCGCAUCCCUUGGUUUCCUCAUAUUAAUUCUAAUUGAUGUCAUCUUAAUAUAAUCAUGAUAAAAUCCCCUUUGAAGUUAUUAUUUAAAACAGGUGUUAUAAUGUAAUUUCUAUUAAGAAUUCAACAUCUGUUAAACUCAAAAAAAAUUAAAUUUUGCCUAUUCAAAUUUCAGAAUAUUUUUCAGGUCCAAUAAAUAACUUAACAAUUUAAGGAUAUCCCACAAUUAAAUUGAGAAAUCCUUUUUACUAUGCAAAAGAAAUCACAAAUUGUCGAUAAGAAGCAUUCUUGUGUAUUAAACAUUAUCAAUUGAAUAAAUUUAAUGAAAAUGAAGCAUAGAAAACGAAAUAUCAAGUAUCAGCAAUAAUCUUAGAAGAUAAAACUCUAUUUCAAAUCCAAAAAUCAAAUGUUUAAGAUAAUGCCAAUCAAAUAUUUUUGAUAUAGGAUAAUUUGUUUCUCUGGUUUUCACUAUUAGAAGAUAAUCUAAAAAUACAAUUAUUGUAAUGUAAAAUGAAAGAUGAUGAAAGUUGUAUAGAACUCUUUACAAAAGUCAUAAACUUUAAAACUGAAAGAAAUUUGAAUUAAAUAAUUUUCAAAACAAAUAAUUUAUUUAAAGUGCAAGAAGAUUAGAAGAAUUAGAUUCAUAUUUUUAUCAAAAAUUAGAAUUUUAGUAUAAUUAAUCUACCAGAUUUUACUUUUGACAUUANGCAUUUUUUAUUAAAUAAUAAGAAGUAUCUUUCAGCAAAUCUUUAUUAGCCAGAAGAAAUUCUUUAUUAUCUAGAGUUUGGGAAUUAUAAAAUAAUUUAAUAUCCAAAUUUGCUUGCAUUUGAAUACAAUGAUGAGGUAACGUGCUUUCAUAUUUCUGAUUUAAUAUUCAUUUCUUGCAGGAAUUUGCUAAAAUAUGCAUUUACAAUUUGGGCGGUACAAAGCCAUACUAAUUCAAUACUUCUUUAUAAUUUUGAUUUAUAUUCUUUACAUUAAAUCUAUAAUUAUACUUUUAAAGAACACUAAAUUUACAAUCCACUAGAGUACUUAUAUAUGUCUUCACAUUUAGCCAUUUUAAUUAAACAAAAUUAAUCUUUAUUUAUAGCAAUAAUUGGAUUUAAAGAUCUAAAAAUCGAGUUGAUUGAUAUUAAAAGCACUGAAGGAAUCUAUUUCGAAAUUAUGGAUAAUACAUUAGUAUAUUUUAACAAUGGCUAUUUAAUGCAAUAUAAUUUGCUCGAUAUAACUGCAAUUAUAGAAACUAAUAUAUCGUCCUCGCAUCCCUUGGUUUCCUCAUAUUAAUUCUAAUUGAUGUCAUCUUAAUAUAAUCAUGAUAAAAUCCCCUUUGAAGUUAUUAUUUAAAACAGGUGUUAUAAUGUAAUUUCUAUUAAGAAUUCAACAUCUGUUAAACUCAAAAAAAAUUAAAUUUUGCCUAUUCAAAUUUCAGAAUAUUUUUCAGGUCCAAUAAAUAACUUAACAAUUUAAGGAUAUCCCACAAUUAAAUUGAGAAAUCCUUUUUACUAUGCAAAAGAAAUCACAAAUUGUCGAUAAGAAGCAUUCUUGUGUAUUAAAGAUUAUCAAUUGAAUAAAUUUAAUGAAAAUGAAGCAUAGAAAACGAAAUAUCAAGUAUCAGCAAUAAUCUUAGAAGAUAAAACUCUAUUUCAAAUCCAAAAAUCAAAUGUUUAAGAUAAUGCCAAUCAAAUAUUUUUGAUAUAGGAUAAUUUGUUUCUCUGGUUUUCACUAUUAGAAGAUAAUCUAAAAAUACAAUUAUUGUAAUGUAAAAUGAAAGAUGAUGAAAGUUGUAUAGAACUCUUUACAAAAGUCAUAAACUUUAAAACUGAAAGAAAUUUGAAUUAAAUAAUUUUCAAAACAAAUAAUUUAUUUAAAGUGCAAGAAGAUUAGAAGAAUUAGAUUCAUAUUUUUAUCAAAAAUUAGAAUUUUAGUAUAAUUAAUCUACCAGAUUUUACUUUUGACAUUAAAUAUAUCGAAAAGUCAUAAGAUUAUUAUGUUGCUUUAUAAUUAGAAAAACUUUAAUGGAAAUUAAUCAUUUACUCAAUUGAUGUUAAUGGGUUUUAUGAAAUAUUCUUUAGAUUAAUCGAUGACGAAAUUUACAAUUUAUUACCUCAAAAACCAAUGAUUUAAGAAAUUAAAUUAGUCUAAAGUUAAAAAAAUGUGAAUAUAAUCACACUCUUUUUAUUAUUAUCUGAAAUUUAAAAUUCUUAUAUGAUAAAAGUUUAAAUGGAUCUAUUAAAUAACUUUACUUUAUCUUAUCAUUUGGCAAAAUAGAUACGAAAUCCUAUUUCAGAUUUCCCAAUUGAGCUUGGUUAUGUAGAUGAGAAUUAUUUAGUUUUGAACUAACUUAAUAAUAAUGCCACAUUUUUAUAUGAUUUACAAGAAGAUAGACUAUUUUAUGACUUUAUCUAUCGCUUAAAUUGUCAUAUUUAAAUUCUCAAGGUGAAUACUACUCAUUUCAUUUUUAUCAAUCAAUCACAAGUUCAAUUAGGACUGAUAUCUUAAUACGAAGUUGAAUUGUAAUAGAUUAAUAAUGUAAACUAAGAAAUUGUCUUAUUUGCUCAAAACGAUGUAUCAGAUGUUAAAAUACUAAUACAUAUAACAACUGAUGUUUUUAAUUAGAUCAUAAUAAUGAUUUAAUUAAUAAAUUUGAUUGCAAUUGUAUUAUAUUUAAGAAAAAAGUAAUUUAGGAAUAGCAAAAGAUAGAUCUAAGAAAAGUACUUGGAACAAUGA